Molecule: messenger RNA, 2046 nt
Organism: Colletotrichum orchidophilum
Lineage: Eukaryota; Fungi; Ascomycota; Sordariomycetes; Glomerellales; Glomerellaceae
Product: helix-loop-helix DNA-binding domain-containing protein
Exons: 2
Coding region: 1-2046 (681 amino acids)
Molecular function (GO): protein dimerization activity
Source: RefSeq, a predicted model, not a curated record
AUGGACGCCGCCUCAUGGAACCCCCAGGAUUCGGCCUUGGCGCCAAAUCACGAUGAGGAGUUCCAGCAAUUCUUGGACUUGGGUGGAAUGGGGAAUCUCAGCGAUGCGAUGCCGUUCGACUUCAACGACUACCAGACGGGCAAUGGGCCUGGCAUCAUGCACCAGUCCGGCCGCGAGCAGCUCGACACCCAGAUGGGAGGAACCGACACCUCCAUGAUAAUGGGAAAUGCCGCCUCGGCCAUGCAAGCGCAGCUGAUCAACAUGACGACGGCCGGCGCGCAUCCCGCCAUUCAGACUCAAAUGAUCCCCCCGUCGGCAUCAACCGAUGCCAUCACGGAGAUCGACGCGCAGAUACAGUACCUGCAGCAGCAAAGGAUGCAGCAGCAACAUCGCCAGAUACAAGAACAACAGGUCGCAUACUAUGCGAGCCAGACGCAUGCUGUUCCCCCGACACCCCAAAGUCUCGAAAUGCCGCCCGCCAGCAAUCAGUUCUACUCAACAGACCAGAGCCAGACACCCAUGUUUGGCAACAGGUAUCAAAGGAUGAAGGAGCAGCAAGACAUGGCUUUCACCCCGUUAGUCUCUCCGGCAGUGACACCGUUAGACCCUCAUUUCCAGAUGGAAGCCGGCGGGUUUACCAUCCCAGGCGCAUACUUCAGCCCUCUCACAUCACCAGCAUUGCACGCGCAAAGCGAUCAAGGACUCCUGUACGAUCGUAGAUCGUCCCUCUCAGCCCACAACUCACCAGCCGAGAUGGACAUUGAGACGACAACCACGCAACUGCCGGUGGUAGACUUAUCAAAGAAGGCUCGCAAAACCAAUGCAUCAAGGGCAAAGGCCAAGGCCAGUGUACGACAGUCGCCAAUUUCGAAACCGCAGCGCAGAAAGGCAACGCCCACGCCAAAGAUGGUCUCGCAGGCUCUCUCUGAGAUGCGGGAAGUGAAUGAGGAUGGGUUGGAUCAGAUGCUUCCCUCGACUGCGCUGCCAGCCCCGAUGAGCAGCGAGGAGUCUGAAAAUGCGUCGGUGUCGCCUGAGAACCUGUCAGACAUGCCGCCGCCGCCCCUUCCGCAACAGAAGCAAUCGAGCAAAUCACCCUUCAUACAACCUCAGCCUCAACCUCAGCCUCAUCCUGCGAUGCCGGCCCACGUCCAGGGGAAGCCGUCUCCCGCCACCCCGGCCUCUCUCAUGAAGCUGCCCGCUUCUAGUGCGAAUAACUCCGCCUCGUCAAACCCUCUCGAUCUAGGCCCAUCAGACCACAUCGAAUCAUUCGAAUUACCCGAGUCGGUGAACUUUUCUUCGAAAGCGAAGCCCCCAAGACUGGACACGGCAACGCCAACACAGUCGCCUUCGGAUCCUGGUGCGAUGAUGGGUUCGUCCUUCCAACCGCUCCCGUCGCCUGUAUUUGCCAAACCCAUCGUUGCGGCUUCGGCAAGCGCAAGCCCGAACCUUGCUCCCGGAUCUUCAGGUCCAUCGGCGAGGAAAACGCCAAAGCUGUUGGCCAGAGGUAGUCAGAGCAAGAGGGGAAGCGUGAGUUCGGUGCACGUGUCGCCUGCGUUGCGGCCGAGGAUUUCCCCUAGCAUCAAGCCGCUCUUGCCUGGAACGCCCGGCAUGUCCGCCGAAGACACGGCAUCUCGUCUGUUGAUGUCAAAGUCUAACUACCAGAACAUCCUCGAAGGCAAUACCGUGCCCGGUGUGACAUAUCCCAGCGAGCUGUCAACGAACCUCACAUCAAAACGCACGUCCCACAAGAUUGCGGAACAGGGCCGACGAAACCGAAUCAACUCGGCAUUGCAGGAGAUUGCGACGCUGUUGCCACAGCCGCCAAAGGAGUCCAAGAGUGAAAGCGAAGAACGUAAGGAGAGGGAAAAAGAGGCCAAGGCCGGAGGGGCACCGAACAGCAAGGCCAGUACCGUUGAGCUGGCCAUCGAGUACAUCAAGCAGCUCAAGCAGGAAGUUGCCGAUGCCAACAAGAGAGCCGAGGAGGCGGAGAAGAAGUUGGAGCUCAAGGAAAAAUCUCUGGAUCAGAAGGAGACGGUUGAGGGCUGA